Messenger RNA from Dichomitus squalens LYAD-421 SS1, 2199 nucleotides. Its product is annotated as UBC-like protein. The record is from RefSeq and is a predicted model, not a curated record. The transcript is spliced from 9 exons. Lineage: Eukaryota; Fungi; Basidiomycota; Agaricomycetes; Polyporales; Polyporaceae. Bases 68 to 850 code for a protein of 260 amino acids.
ACCCCUUCACACAACACCACCACCGUCGUCCCGCCUCUAUCCCCGUCUACUGCAUAUAUUGUUAACCAUGGCUUCCAAGGCAGCUUACAAGCGGCUCAGUAAGGAGUAUGUCGCUAUGCAGAAGGAGCCUCCUCCGUUCGUCUGGGCUGCGCCUGAUGAGAAGAACAUCUUAACCUGGAAUUACAUCAUUCGAGGACCUCCGGACUCCCCUUUUGCUGGUGGCGAGUAUCAUGGCGUCUUGCUGUUUCCAUCGGAAUACCCAUUUAAGCCUCCAGGGAUCAAGAUGAUAACGCCCUCGGGCCGCUUCCAACCAGACAAGAAGAUCUGUUUCUCAAUGUCUGAUUUCCAUCCUGGCUCGUGGAAUCCCGCAUGGAGCGUAGCGACAAUAUUGACGGGCUUGUUGUCGUUCAUGCUCUCAGAUGAGAUGACCACAGGCUCUGUGACGUCCACCGACGCCGAGAAGCGCGCUUACGCCGCACGCAGUCACUCCUGGAAUCUGCAACAGAAGCGGUUCAAAGAAGCAUUCCCAGAAUACUGCACACCAGCCGUACGCGAUCUUCCCAACAUGGCACAGAAGGAACGCGGUGUAUCCCCAGCACCAGCGACCACCUCCUCCCCUUCUCCCGCACCCCCCGCCCAAACGCCAUCGCAAGCACCACCAGCGCAGCCGGCUGCCGCCGCAACGAGCGAGAAGGCGGUGAGUCGAUCACCAAAUGGGAUUAACUCCCCAGGUGACCACGCUGCGCAAGGAUGGGCAGCUGGACUAAGACAAGUGAUCUGGGAAAAGUGGCGGUGGGGCGUGAUACUCGCGCUCGCUCUCGUAGUCUCUCGCAUGUCUUCCAGCAACUGACGACGGCAGCCCCCACGCCCCGUCAUCGUGUUCGGGAUGGAUCGCGUGAUCCUGAUCGUCGACGUUCAACUUUGCGGCGAGAUGAGGGUCGUGUGGCGUCAUUGCUGGCCGUUGACUCGCGGCGGGUGGCGUCGAACGGCGGUGCAAGCAAUGUGUCCUUUCUUUACCCCCUCUUCCCCUCUACCGCCCUUCCAUUCAUUCCAUCUAUGUCGAAUAGCAUCGUAUCAUAUCAAUGGACCGCGCAUGACUUGUUGGAAUACCUUUUCCCUGGAAUCUCUGAAUACGUACCCUCCUUGGUUUCCUCCCUUAUCCUGGUUACGCUUCUGGUCCUCGAGCCCCUCCACUCGUUCCCUCUAUUUCACAGUAAUAACAAAUGUGUACGCUAGACUGUCCGGAAUGCACGUUCGGAUUACCUAUCAGCUUGUCAACUGUGCUCUCAUGUUGCACAGAGAGACGCCGUGGCUUCUGUCGGCCGUCAUUCAGUAGAAGCUCGGGCUGCGGCCCCAACAGCAUGCAUCCGACAUGUUGGAUGAAAGUGUGUUGUGCGUUGUAAGAACCCAGAGGGCGUUAUGCUGCAUCAAGAUUACGAAAGGAUAGAUGAGUCCCAACCAAGCACAGCAAACGACAGCAUCGCACAACCGGUCAGAAGAAUCACGCAGCCCCCGGUAAAUCAACUGGAGAACGGGCCUGGGAUCAGGGCAGCCGGCUGAAUCGCAUUUGGUGCGAGACGGCGACGAGCGGCCACAUCGAGCCCGCAGCGGUCGGAUCCGCGUCUCGAUCGACAUCAUCCCCGUCUUCCGCGCCACCGCCGCCGCCGCCGCCGCCGCCGUCCAGUGCGUCGCGCCGCCUGAGCACGAAGCGCUGCUCGCACGACCACCGCGACGGCUCCUGCGCGCGCGCGCUUCCCUUUCCCUUGCCCUCCUCGUUCGCCCCAUCCCCCGCAUCCGCCCCCGCCCCCGCAUCCGCAUCCGCGUCCUCGCUCCCGUCCCCGCGCGCGCCAGCGAAGAAAACCUGCACGGCAUAGCACACGAGCAGCACGUCCCCGGCGGGCGAGCCGGGCACGCACGCGACGUCCCACACGAGCUCGUGCGCGCUGCUCGCGCGCGGCCAGCAGCACAGCGUGAAGUCGCGCGGGAGCGCGAGCAGCGCGCCGAGGACCGCCGCGCGCCCGCGCGACGGGCGCGGGGGCGGCGCGGGGCCGACGCUGUUCCCUGCGUGCGUGGGGGCCUGCGGCUGGAAGGAGAAGAGCGCGCAGGGCGCGUAGGCGCGCGCGAGCGCGGCGCGGUCGGCCGUGAAGAGGCGGACGUACCUGUGGAGUGAAGCGGACUGGACGCGUCAGCGGGCGGACG